GGAUGAGAUAACUUGUCAGUCUAUAUGUAUUUUUAAUUGUUAAAUUUCUAGCAGUAUUUUAGAAGAAAACAAUAUAAACUGACUUUGGGUUUUAAUUCAAAAAGAGCUUUUCUCUUGCACCAUAUUUACCAUAUACUAUUUUUCAUGAGGUCCAUAUAGCGCGGGGCUCGGAGGAAAGGUUAUCAGCAGUAAUUUUGUUGUUUUUUUUGUUUAUAAUAGCUAAUUCUGCUGAUGAUAUAUCCAAGUAUCUAUAGUCGAAACAGUCUCACUUGUAACUAUUUCUUUUUUCGCCGUUUGGGACGACUGAAACCCUGCUAUUUUUACCUUACAAUUUUCGUACUCAAAAUGUAUCGAUUUUUAACAAUAUUUCUGUUAACUUCUGUAAAUGCUCACUCCAUUUCCAUUGUUAAUCCCGGACCCAAGUAUCCACCGACUAAAGGAGAGGUUUGGCCGAAACCUCGAAAGGAAUUUACGGAACUUACAUACCUCACCUUUGAUCCUUUGAAUUUUAAAGUUACAGAGACGAAAAACACAUGCGAUAUACUUACUUCGGCAAUCGAAAGAUACUCGUACAUCGUGAAGAGCAGAGCACCGCAGCGCGACGAGACGCCGGUCUCAAGACCAAAGCGACAUGCGGAGGAGGUCCAAAACUUAGCCAUUGGUGUCUUGAGGGAGCUACAAGUGGAACUGUCAGAGCCAUGCGAAGACUAUCCGUAUUUAGAAAUGGACGAGAAAUACACGCUGACGGUAUCAGAAGUGUCAGUGCUGGCGAGCGACUCCGUUUGGGGCGCCCUCCGCGGCCUCGAGACAUUCGCACAGAAGUUCUACCUUUCGAAUGACAUGAAUGAGCUGCGGAUAAAUACAUCCAUAGUGGUGGAUUAUCCGGAGUACGCGCACCGCGGGCUGCUACUGGACACGGGCCGGCACUACAUCUCGGUGGCCAACAUCCUGCUCACGCUCGACGCAAUGGCCAUCAACAAGAUGAACGUCCUCCACUGGCACAUCGUUGACGACCAAAGCUUCCCAUACCAGAGCGAGAUGUUCCCCGACCUUAGCCUGCAUGGCGCGUAUCAUUCAUCCAUGGUAUACACGAAAAACAAUAUUGCACAAAUUGUGGAGUACGCUCGGCUGCGCGGCAUCAGGGUCCUGCCAGAGUUUGACGUGCCUGGUAUAUUUUAACCUA
Papilio polytes (common Mormon) is the source of this 1183-nucleotide messenger RNA. RefSeq names its product beta-hexosaminidase subunit beta-like. Bases 232 to 1179 code for a protein of 315 amino acids. The transcript is spliced from 5 exons. The record is from RefSeq and is a predicted model, not a curated record. Lineage: Eukaryota; Metazoa; Arthropoda; Insecta; Lepidoptera; Papilionidae. Gene Ontology annotation, cellular component: membrane. Gene Ontology annotation, biological process: carbohydrate metabolic process; ganglioside catabolic process; glycosaminoglycan metabolic process. Gene Ontology annotation, molecular function: beta-N-acetylhexosaminidase activity.